This is a messenger RNA of Cotesia glomerata, 4832 nucleotides long. RefSeq lists its product as uncharacterized. Lineage: Eukaryota; Metazoa; Arthropoda; Insecta; Hymenoptera; Braconidae. The transcript has 14 exons. The record is from RefSeq and is a predicted model, not a curated record. Bases 616 to 4674 code for a protein of 1352 amino acids.
UGAGAUGGCUGCAAAGCGCUCCACGAUCAACCAGCACGUUUUUUUAGACAUGAUUCUUUUUCGGUCUAGUGAUAGCAAGUUGAUAUGUUGAAUUAGAGCCUUUGAUUUGUGAACAGUGAGUGCCAGUGAAAACAUAAACAGGUUCAAAAAUAUAAAACAAUUUAUCGCUAUUUCGUUAUCUAUUUAUUUAUUUAUUUUUUGCAAAAUGUAAUUAUUACUGACAGAACGGUACCAAAAGUAAUGUGACAAUGGCUGAAAGUCACUUUAAUUGCAUUUUUAUAGCUGGUGAGUGAAACAGAAGAUUAAAGUUGAAGAACAUUGAGAUUUUGAUGAAGCGUACGUAGAUUAAGCCAACGUAUCAUUCCUACUAGCGUAGAUAUGCAUUCCCUGUACUGAAUAAUGAAUAAUGUGUGACAGUUUGUUGAGAUCAGUGUUUUGGUUUUGUUGAUUUAAAAAUUUUAAAAUAUCUAAAAUAAAAUCAAAUUGAAAAUUGAUUUUUUUAAAACAGGGUAAUGCUAAUGUUCAGUGAAGUGUCUAUUUAGUGAAGAACAGUCAAUCCAUUGAACGGUGUGUACCGAAAAUGGAAUAUCGGUGAGGUCACGAGGUUACCGCAGAAUGCCUGAGCCGAGGGCAAAGCGCUGUAAACACUGUGAGGAGUCUAGCCACAGGUUGGACAGUGGCUCCCCGUUUUGGAGGAUACAACUAGAUCAAGACCUCCUGGAUACUAUUAGCGCUAUUUAUCCCGAGUGGUUUAAGGAUUAUACGAACAGCAGUAGAACCUCUAUAUCCUCUAUUAUUUCGUCAUCGCCCACCCACCAGUCUAACGACGAGUCGAUCGAUAGAGACAAAGCCUCUGAUUCGACAGACCAGGAGGGCCAAGGUCACAAGAGUGCCAAAGAAGUUAAAACCAAGUCCAAGGUCAGGAAACUUGAAAAGUCCAAGGACCGGAGGGAGAAGCGUCAAAUUAGAGAAGUUGAUAGAGAUUUGCCGGGAAGCGAGACUGUCAAAAAAGGGGCAAAGCAUCCUCCCUCAGGCCCGCGACACGAAAGAGAAAGAACGGAGAACUCUUCGACGGGGAGAAAGUCGGCGGGUGGUGCCUCCGAAGACACAUCACCCGAAUCCGAGGAGUCUGCAGAGAUGGCUGAAGGCAAUAGAUCGUCUCCUCCGAAAGCGGAAGUUGACGAUUCACCUUUACAAUACGCCAUGGACCGCAACAAGGAAUCACUCAAAGUUAAGUUGAUGCUAAGGAGGCCAAUCACCCAGUUAGUCGCUCAGGGUAUUAUGCCAUCGCCGAAAACGCCACCAGCCUUCCAUGAACAGCGAAAACAAUUAGAGCGCGCCAAGACAGGAGAUUUAUUGAAGGCCAAGAUACAGCGACGACCCGGUCGAGACGAGCUCGUCAGGCAGCACAUACUCGAAGAUGUCGGGCAUGUUGAUCCGAGUCUCGCGGAGAGACAGAGGAUGCUCAAGAAAGCCAGGCUCGCGGAUCAGCUCAACGAUCAGCUCAGUCAUCGACCUGGUCCGCUUGAACUUAUUCAGAAAAAUAUUCUUCACACUGAAGAACCCAUUGAGAGGGCAGUCAAAGAGGGCCACAUUCCCUUCAAAGCAACCUGCGAAGGCCAGGUGACGAAACCCCAGCCUCCAGACCAUUACAUCACCUUCGAAGAUGACUCUCAAAGUUCUGAAGGCGUUCCCUCUCCGCCUAUCGAGUCGAGAACCGACGUUUUGGAGACUGCGGCGACUUCUGCAGGAAUAGUCACCGUAUCUCUGAGCAUCCCCACAACCGGAGGUGCUGUUGUUGUUUCCUCCACGUCCCCGGUUUUUCAGCAAGCCGCUGGAACCGACCAGACGAUACAAACCUUCGCGGAACUUUGCAACAGUGUCGUCGGUAAUCAACAACAACAACAACAACAACAAAAACAACAGCAGCAGAUUAACCAACAGCAACAGCAACAGCAGCAGCAGAUUAACCAACAGCAAAAACAGCAGCUAAGCCAGCAACUUGUACAGCAUCAAAGCCAACACGCCUCGUCUCAGGCUAGUCAGACGAAUGGACCCACCACGACUUUGUUGCCCCUGGCGCCUGCACCUAGUCCAAUGUCACUGGGCUCGACGACGUCCAGCCUGAGUCCUCUCUCAAAUAUAUCGAUAGCGUCACCGCCGGCACCUCCACCUCAGGCGAUAACUCCAAGGCCUCAGCCCAGCCCGAUAUCCGUCACCGUUUGUCAGCGUAGCGACGCGCCUGGGAAAGACAAAAAUCGUAAAAAGUCUAAGACUAAAAAUCAGCCCAAGACUCGUACCAUCAAGUUUCAUGAGUACAAGGGGCCGCCAAACGCGCAAAAGCCAUCGGUAUCGUGUGCAGCCUCGAGUCUAGGAUCCGGGGCACCUGGUGAAACCAGUUACGAGCUGCUUCUUCAGCAACAGCAGCUUUUCUUACAGUGGCAACUUGAGCUGCAGCACAAGGUACCAUACCCGAAAAUAAUUCUUCCGGCAGCGCCAAAUCCAUUAUCGCUAACAAGCAGUGGUAGCGACGCGGGAAGCAUCAGCGGAGGAAGUGCGAACGCACCGAGUCCAGCGCCAUCUAAUGCCUCGAACAAUCCCUCGGAACAGCCACCGCUGAGGCCGCUGGGAAAGCUCGAGGACAUGAAAGUCAGCGAUCUGAAGAUUGAGCUCAAGAGGAGGAACCUCCCGGUUUCGGGUUCCAAGCCACAGCUGAUAGAACGGCUAAAACCCUUUACGGAGAGCUCCACCAAUUUGUCCAACUCAAAUGGCCCGAUAAUCACUCACAUGGGACACAUAUUGAUGGACACCCCGGGACCUAUCGCUUCUGAUGACUCGAGUUCUCAAGCUAAAAGUCCUGGCUCUCCGAUUAAGGAUGAACCUCAUAGUCCAAGGAUUGACUCGCCACAUAAUAGCGAGCAUGAUGAUCCAGCUAGUCCACCUGGUGACGACAUAAUAAAAGAACAACGUAAACGAAUUGAAGAAUUACAACAGCAGUUGUACAUGUCGCAGCAACAAUUACAAAAAAUCCGUCAAACUCAACCCUCGACAGUCCGGGCUGAGAAAUUGGUCCUCCAACAGCACCUCCAGAAUAAAAUGCAGCAACAACAAUUAGCUCUUCACUUACAGCAAUUACAACACCUACAGCAGCAACAACAACAGCACCAACAGCAACAACAGCAACAACAACAACUCCAACAACUCCAACAACUCCAACUCCAAAAACAGAACCAACACCAGCAACAAAAUCACCAACAACAACAGCAGCAGCAACAGCACGUUGCCUUCCAGCAGCUUAAUGCUAAAGCCAGCCUCGCAGCUUUUCUACAGUCACAACCCAAUACGAUACUUGACUCUGCUACUUUGACCACUAUCAACAAUAAAAAGAACCAAGUCAAAAAUAACAAUAACAACAACAAUAUUAAUAAUAACAAUAUUAUUAAUAACAAUAGUCACAAUAAUAGCAAUAAUAAUAAUAAUAAUAAUAGUAUUAGUAAUAAUAAUAAUAAUAAUAAUAAUAAUAAUAACAAUAACAACAACAACAACAACAACAACACAACGGUGCAAUUGCCAGCCGCGAUAGUGUUGAACUUAUCAAAACCUACGAAGAUUAAUGGCUCCAUAUUGGGCGCACUUGUUGCUCAAGCCCAGCAGCAACAGCAGCAGCGUCCUGUCAGCACUACUAUCACUUCUAUUGAAGAUAAUAAAUCACCCCCGCAGUAUGAUGAAGCUGCUAAAUUAUUAAAGGUAAAAAUAGAACCAGUUCAAAAGAACCACAUAAAGAGCCAAGUUGUAGACGAUGUUUUAGAAAUUUUGAUAAAAAAUGGGGAAUUACCACCAAGCGCAGCCCAGGAUCCAGCGACUCCAACGACUCCAAACCGGCAAAUUCAGCAGAACCUGGUGUUUUCGGCGCCAGCGGACAGCGCGACCCAAAAUCUGGUCUUUACUUCAAACCCCAUUAGUCCAAUGGCAAUGGACGUCAGCCAGAGUGGGUGUCCAUCUUCCCCAGUGUCUUCUCCCCCGAUUCCUCCUCCUCUUCCACUGGCUACUUUUGCAGUACAGUUACCCAGUGCAUUGCACCAACAUCAACAUCAGCAUCAACACCAACACCAACAUCAACAUCAACAUCAACAUCAACACCAACACCAGCACCAGGAUGAAAUUCCUGGUUUCACCUCGGAUUUACUGAAUUCCAACAGCGAUCUGGACACUGCGAUGCUUCUCAGUCCUCAGUCUGUCCAGCAGAGCUCUCCAGAUCCACAACCUCCUCAGGAAGUAACUUCUUCCGACAAUGCCAAUCUUGACCUCAAGGAACUGGGCUUGGAUUUGGAGACCCUGGACACAAUGGACUUUGGGCAGCUGGACUGCGACCUCGGAGUAAAAAUAGAAACACCCCAAGAGUUGAUGGACCUUGGAGAUAUGCCGAUGGACAUGGACGACCCAGACUGGCUGGACUCGCUGAUGCCCCAAUCGCCUCCAACUUUACAGCCAACGAGUCAGUGUACCAGCCACCCGUCACCAGGUUGUGCUCAGUCAACGGUGACUGACCUGUACGACCCUCUUCUUGCCAACAGCCAGGAUCCCUUCGACCUCUUCUCCGUCAUGGAAGACUCUGAUUUUAAAAUGUCUUCAGACCUGUCGCUGACCUGGGACAAGCUGGACUUUGCGACCUAGCCCACAUUACCCCGGUUUUGGGACCUGACCAUUUGUACUUAGCACUAGCGUGUUCAUUAACCAUAAUGACAUAACCACAAAUUACUAUUGCGUGUCAAUGGUCUGCCGGUGCUCUUCUAAAAUGUACUUAUAAUAAUUAUUUUAUAAUUGGUAGUCGA